Messenger RNA from Aspergillus terreus NIH2624, 762 nucleotides. RefSeq names its product SAGA-associated factor 29 family protein. NCBI's taxonomy places the organism in Eukaryota, Fungi, Ascomycota, Eurotiomycetes, Eurotiales, Aspergillaceae. The record is from RefSeq and is a predicted model, not a curated record. Gene Ontology annotation, cellular component: SAGA complex. The coding region runs from base 1 to 762 and encodes 253 amino acids. The transcript is spliced from 2 exons.
AUGCUCAAGCUCUGUGAAGAUGAAAGAGCUAUUUUGCAAGAUGAGCCCAGUGAUGUCAUCAAGAAUCUGGGGCUGUUGACGGCACUCCGGCAAGCGUCGGAGGCAGAGGCGCCGCAGAAUCGCGCUGCGGCUCUCUCCAAGUCUCGUAAGAAACGAAAUGACCUGGACGGGUCCGCCACAGAGUCCCCUGGCCCUUCUGGACCCUCUUUUUCGGAUAAGGUCAGCCGCUCCAAGGGAGGGACUCAACGUAGUACGAGCGUGUCGAGCGCGCAGGCGCGCGAUGGUCGGGAUAGUCGGGACAGUGUCGUUGUGAAGGUUGAAGAGGGUACGGAAGGCACCAAGGGCACUAUGGCCGAACGCAGUGGGCAGCUCGUGGUCGGAGCUGAGGUCGUGUUUAAGCACAACAAAAAACAAGGAUUCGAAGGCGAGGGGAUUCAAUGCAUCAUCAAGAGCAUCUCGGGGGACGGAAAUAAGAGACGGUACGAUGUGCAAGACCCUGAGCCGAAUGAGAAUGGUGAGCAAGGCGCGGUCUACAAGACGACAGCUGCCUCGUUAAUCCCAAUUCCCCAGGUGGGAUCGGCCUUGCCAUCCUUCCCCGUGGGGAAGCAGGUCCUGGCCCGGUACCCCGAUACGACUACUUUCUACUGUGCCGAGGUAAUGGGAUCGAGAAAGGACGUCUAUCGUCUGAAGUUCGAAGGGGAGGAAGACGACAAGGAGAUGGAAGUUGAUCGCCGAUUUGUUCUGGAUGUCUCGGGCAAAUGA